This is a messenger RNA of Ectocarpus sp. CCAP 1310/34, 2016 nucleotides long. The record is from the annotation of a GenBank genome assembly. Lineage: Eukaryota; Phaeophyceae; Ectocarpales; Ectocarpaceae.
AUGUUUGCUGCCUGUGAACAUGGCCCGGGCGAUGGCCGCGACAAGAAGGUGGAGUUCUGCUCAAGGCACUCCAAACCAGGGAUGAUCAACGUCGUCAGCAAGAGGUGCGACCAUCCAGAGUGCAUGAACGGGGCAUCAUACGGUACAGACGGCAGCAAGAAGGCGGAGUUCUGCUUUCAGCACAGCCAGCUGGGCAUGGUCGAUAUCGUCAACCGGAGGUGCGGUCAUCCAGGAUGCACGAAGCAGCCGUCGUAUGAUAAAGACGGCAGCAAGAAGGCGGAGUUCUGCUCUCAGCACAGCCAGCAGAGCAUGGUCGAUGUCGUCACCAGGAGGUGCGGUCAUCCAGGAUGCCCGAAACAACCGUCAUAUGGCAAGGACGGCAGCAAGAAGGCGCGGUUCUGCUCUCAACACAGCCAGCAAGGCAUGGUCUCUAUGAACAGGAGGUGUAGCCAUCCAGGGUGCAUCAAACACCCGUCGUAUGGUAAAGAUGGCAGCAAGAAGGCGGAGUUCUGCUCUCAGCACAGCCAGCAGGGCAUGGUCGAUGUCGUCACCAGGAGCAAGAAGCCGGAAUUCUGUUCUCAGCACAGCCAGCAAGGCAUGACCAAUGUCCGUAACAUCAGGUGUGGCCAUCCGGGGUGCACGAAGGUAGCAUCAUUCGGUAAAGACGGAAGAAAAAAGCGGGAAUUCUGUUCAAAGCACCGCCAGCAGGGCAUGGUCAUUAUCACCAACAAGAGGUGCGGCCAUCCAGGGUGCACGAAAGUGGCAUCGUAUGGUACGGACGGCAGCAAGAAGGCAGAGUUCUGCUCUCAGCACAGCCAGCAGGGUAUGGCCGAUGUCGUUAAGAAGAGGUGCCGCCAUCCAGGGUGCACGAAAGGGGCUUCAUUUGGCACAGACGGCGGCAAAGAGCGGGAGUUAUGCUCUCUGCACAGCCAGCAGGGUGUGGUCGAUCUCAUCAGGAAGAGGUGUGACCAUCCAGGGGGCACGAAGGUGGCAUCAUUUGGUACGGACGGCAGCACGAAGGCGGAGUUCUGCUCUCAGCACAGCCAGCAGGGUAUGAUCGAUGUCGUUAAGAAGAGGUGCCGCCAUCCAGGGUGCACGAAAGGGGCUUCAUUUGGCAUAGACGGCAAAGAGCGGGAGUUUUGUUCAAAGCACUCCAAGCUGGGUAUGGUCGAUGUCGUCCACAAGAUGAGGUGCCACCAUCCAGGUUGCACAAAGCGGCCGUCGUAUGGUAAAGACGGCAGCAAGAACCCGCAGUUCUGCUCUCCGCACGCGAAGCGAGGUAUCGGCGACAGCAAGAAGCCGGAGUUGUGCUAUCACCACGCGAGGCCAGGGAGGACCAAUGCGCAGCAGGCCAUGUGCGGAGGACCAGGGGUCGCAUUUUGAGGGGUUGCUGGUCGUGUGGUCGUAUGCAUAUGGCAUUCUAAAAGGUCGUCGUGUGGUUCGGGGCCCACCACAGGUGACCUCGCCAGGUUCACUGGCUCAAAUGGCACUUAACGGUCUAACAUGGCAUGUUGCUGUGGUCUGGCCGGUAGUUCAGACGAUGCACUUUCUGGAACUCACACGCACGUGGCGCGCAUGCAUCAUUAUGUAUUCAUGCCUAUGCACUUUGCCAUAUCGUUCGUCGCUUGGAUACGACAUGCAGCGUGGUGGGAUUACGCUGUAGUUUGUUGACAUUUUUCUGGCAUUGCGUGUAAGCGGGAGCGAUGGAGGGCUCUCCCUUUAUUUUUUUUUCUGGAUGGGGCCUCCUUGUCCCGUUUAUUCAGACCGUAUUAUUUCGUCGGGGCACGUUCCUGAGGGUGGAUAUAACAUCUGCUCUGCCCCUUCCUGCCUCGCAAAAAUGCCCCACAAACUAACGCUCCACACAUGGUUCUCGGGAGAUAGAUGUAUGUAUCCUUGACGCAGUCGAUUGCGGUGCAAACCGGCCACCUGCAUCGUCGACCUGAACGUGACUCUUCGCGUCGUGUGGGGUGCGUCGUUGUUUGUUGACGACCUCUGGGGGUCCUGAAGUAAGAAGAG